Parascedosporium putredinis is the source of this 1020-nucleotide messenger RNA. The record is from the annotation of a GenBank genome assembly. Lineage: Eukaryota; Fungi; Ascomycota; Sordariomycetes; Microascales; Microascaceae.
AUGGACUUGGACUACCAGUAUGGCGAUAAGAACAGAGCCUUUCUUCAAGCUCUUAUGAGCCGCGGGGUCGUCACACUUCGUGAGGGCCAGGAGAUCCUCGCCGGCAUCCGGCUCGCCACCGGGGCCGAGGACGUCAAACCCGACCACAUUACCCAAGAGGAGUUUGAAUUUUACAUCAAUGCCGCCUCCGAAGCUGUUUCUCAGUUCGAUUACCAGGUCCGCAGCGCGGUGCACCAGGGUAACAAGACGCGCGUCUGGGCUUUGGUGAACACCACCUCCGACCCCUCGACUCAGCUCGCCACGACCUUUACCCCCGACGAGAUCUCCUUCGUUAAGCGUGUUCUUGACGCCAUCUUCGACACCUACAAUACCCCGCGCAUGGAAAAGAUGUGCGUCACCGUGCAGGAGGCCAUUUCACUGAGCAGGCCGCCCAGAAGCGCAAACAGCAACGGGAAUCCCAACGCGAGCACCGUUGACGCCGAUGAUUCGCAAGCCGUCUCACAGGACAAGGGUCUGCGGCAUAGCGACGUCAACCGGGUCUUGGACGAGCUCGUCGAGGGCUCCUGGCUCGAGAAGAGCCCUGAAGGUUUCUAUAGCCUGGCGCCCCGUGCGCUCAUAGAGCUGAGGACCUGGCUGCUGGACACGUACAACGACGCGGACGCGCCUGCCGACGAGUGGCAGCGCAUCAAGUCUUGUGAAGCCUGUCGGGAGAUUGUCACGCAUGGCCAGAGGUGCGGUGAGAGGGAUUGCUUGGCCCGUCUUCACGACAUUUGUGAAGAGCGCUUCUGGAGGGCUAGGCGGGCAAGGACCUGCCCCAAGUGCGGCAAGGGCUGGGAGGGCAACCGCUUCGUGGGCGAGAGGGCCGUUACUUCUACAAAAACGUACAUGCAAGCGAGAGGAAGGGGUAGAAAGAGCAACACCUUGGCGAGUGAUAUAUUCAACGAGGCCCAGGAGGAGGCCGAUGAAGGGGAGGGCGAGGAGGUGGAGGACGACAACAGCUCGAUGGUGGAUGUCAAGUAG